Messenger RNA from Eimeria necatrix, 618 nucleotides. Its product is annotated as Ty3/gypsy retrotransposon protein, related. Gene Ontology annotation, biological process: negative regulation of transcription by RNA polymerase II; chromatin organization. Gene Ontology annotation, cellular component: pericentric heterochromatin. NCBI's taxonomy places the organism in Eukaryota, Apicomplexa, Conoidasida, Eucoccidiorida, Eimeriidae. The record is from RefSeq and is a predicted model, not a curated record. Gene Ontology annotation, molecular function: nucleic acid binding; chromatin binding. The transcript has 2 exons. Bases 1 to 618 code for a protein of 205 amino acids.
AUGCUUCGUACCUACAUCCAAUCUGACGAACGCGAAUGGGAGCGUUUGCUUCCGGCCUUGGAACUUGCCUACAACACAACAAGUCAUUCAUCCACUGAGCUCUCUCCUUUCGAGGUCAUGAUUGGCGAGAACCCGUUGACGGCUGCACACCUUGAUAUCGUAGGCGCGGUAGCUCCUACACUAACUCCCCCGAUGACUAAGCUUUUCCGACAGCUCUGCGACAGGGCACAGAGUCACAUCCUGAAAGCAAAAUGGCAGCAGAAGUAUUACGCAGACACGAAGCGCCGAGCAGUGGAGUACGCGGUGGGCGACAAGCUAGUUCCUCACCGCCCCCGCCCUCCCGCUUUGGUUUCCUCAGCAGCCGAUGCUGCCUGGCCUCCUAUCCACGAUGCAGCGGAAAUUCCCACAGCGGAAUACGAAGUCGACUAUAUUAUGGACCAACGCGGCUCUGGAGAUGCAGCCCAGUAUCUCGUGAAGUGGCGCGGAGCCCCUGAAGAUCACGCCACAUGGGAGCCCGCGCAUCACCUUACUGGCUGCCCGGCUUUGCUUCGCGCUUGGCGCCGCCGCCAACGAAGACGUCUUCAGGUUCGAAACAACUUGGGUCCUCCCGAAGCGUAG